UGGCACCUUUUGAUAGUACUUUGAAUAAAUCUUUAAUAUCAUUUUUUAACGUCGCAUUUGUAUCUUGUGAUUCGAUUUAUAUACAAACUGUAUCUAUAAUCUACAAAUAUAACCGUACGAUUUAUAAAAUCUGAUCUAUGUAUGAUUUAUAAAAUCAUAAAAAGAAGAUUUUCUCGAGCUUGAACGAAAUGGCGAAUACAGGAGUGCUGCCGUUUGUACGUGGGGUCGAUUUUAGCAGCAAUGAUUUUAGUGAGGGAAAAUUUCCAGAAUCUGUACGUUUAAUGACUGGCAUACAAUGGCUAAAAUUGGAUGAAACCAACUUGACUGAGAUUCCGGAAGAAAUGGGCAAAUUGUUGAAGCUGGAACAUCUUUCGUUGGUUAAGAACAAGUUGGAACGCUUGUAUGGGGAAUUGACGGAACUUUGUUGUCUUCGUACUUUGAAUAUAAGGCGCAACAACAUUAAAUCGAGUGGCAUCCCGGCGGAAUUGUUUCAUUUGGAAGAAUUGACUACGUUGGAUUUAAGUCAUAAUAAUUUGAAAGAAGUGCCGGAAGGAUUGGAGAGAGCUCGUUCUUUGUUAAAUCUGAAUUUAAGUUACAACCACAUUGACACGAUUCCCAAUACGUUGUUCAUUCAUCUAACUGAUCUGUUAUUUUUGGAUCUUAGUGAUAAUAAAUUGGAAACGUUACCACCGCAAACUCGUCGUCUGGCAAAUUUACAAACCUUAAAUUUGAAUCAUAAUCCGUUGGGACACUUUCAAUUAAGGCAAUUACCGUCUUUGAUGAAUUUAAUAGCUUUACAAAUGCGUGAUACGCAGAGAACCUUGAACAAUAUUCCAUCAAGUUUGGAAACCUUGACGAAUUUACAAGAACUUGAUUUAUCGCAGAACGAUUUACCCCGAGUACCGGACGCGCUUUAUUCUCUGGUGAAUUUACGUCGUUUAAAUUUAAGCGACAAUCAAAUAAUUGAAUUAUCAACGGCAAUCGAGCUUUGGACGAAAUUGGAAACGUUCAAUAUAUGUCGUAACAAAUUGACAGCGAUACCUGCUUCUCUUUGCAAAAUUGUUACUCUUAGAAGGUUAUAUUUGAACGACAAUCAAUUAGAUUUUGAAGGUAUUCCUUCGGGUAUUGGUAAAUUGUCGUCGUUGCAAGUAUUUUCAGCGGCUAAUAAUCGUUUGGAAAUGAUACCCGAAGGUUUAUGCAGAUGUGGAUCGUUAAAAAAAUUAAUAUUAUCCUCUAAUCGAUUAAUCACCGUACCGGAUGCUAUUCAUCUUCUUACCGAUUUGGAACAACUUGAUUUAAGGGAUAAUCCGAAUUUGGUAAUGCCACCGAAACCGAUGGAAGUUCAAAAAGGUUCCGGCAUCGAAUUUUAUAAUAUUGAUUUUUCUCUGCAACAUCAAUUGCGACUUGCUGGCGCCAAUGUACCUACACCGAUUCAAACUUCUGGCAGUAAAGAUCCGAUAGCGCGCAAAAUGAGGCUUAGAAGAAGACGAGAUCAAGAGGAAGCUGAUCAAGAUCAAGCUAAGAUACUGAAGGGUAUGAAGGAUAUUGCGAAAGAUAAAAACAAAGAUAAAGAAUACGAAGACUCGAAAGCGGAAUCAUUAAAGCCUAAACGAUGGGACGAAACUCUGGAGAAACCACCGUUGGAUUAUUCUGAAUUUUUUGACGAAGAUGCCGGUCAAAUUCCUGGUUUGUCUGUAUGGGAGAUAGAAAAUUUUUUACCCAAUGAAAUAGAAGAAGUGGCGCAUGGAAAAUUUUAUGAAGGCGACUGCUAUAUCGUUUUAAAGACUGAAGUCGAUGAAGCUGGAUCUUUGAUUUGGGCAAUUUAUUUUUGGAUAGGAGAAAAAGCUACGUUGGACAAGAGGGCUUGUGCUGCGAUUCACGCCGUAAAUUUGCGUAAUUAUUUGGGUGCGCAAUGCCGUACUAUUAGAGAAGAACAAGGCGAAGAAUCGGAUGAAUUUCUAAUGUUAUUCGAAUCUGGUAUUACGUAUAUCGAAGGAGGUCGUACCUCGUCUGGAUUUUACACGGUCGAAGAUACGCCAUCGAUAACACGAUUGUACAGAGUACACGCUGCCGAUGCUUCGAUCCACUUAGAACCCGUUCCUGUCUGUUUCGAUUCCUUGGAUCCGGGCUUCGUAUUCGUCUUAGAUACUGGCAAUAAGAUUUUCAUAUGGUACGGCAAGAAAGCGAAAAGUACGCUGAAAUCGAAAGCGAGAUUAAUGGCUGAAAAGAUUAAUAAAAACGAAAGGAAGAAUAAAGCUGAGAUCAUAACGGAAAUCAUGAAUACAGAAUCGGACGAUUUUCUAUCGUGUUUGAACUUUAAAGAUGCUUCGCGUCUGUCACCUACCAUCGUUGAACAUGUAGAUGUGAAUUUUGUACCACUCGCGCCACGUCUGUAUCAAGUGCAACUUGGUAUGGGUUAUUUGGAAUUGCCUCAAGUCGAAGUACCUCAUGGGAAAUUAAGAAACACGCUUUUAAACAAUCGGAAUGUUUAUAUAUUAGAUUGUCAUGUAGAUGUUUACGUUUGGUUCGGUAAAAAAUCUACGAGAUUGGUACGAGCAGCAGCCGUUAAACUGUCUCAAGAAUUAUUUAACAUGAUAGAACGACCGGAAUAUGCGAUGGUAACCAGAUUGCAAGAAGGAACUGAAUCACAGAUUUUUAAAUCGAAGUUCGCUGGAUGGGAUGAAGUUAUAGCGGUUGAUUUUACUAGAACUGCCGAAUCGGUUGCCAAAACUGGUGCGGAUCUUACGAAAUGGGCGAAACAACAGGAAACGAAAGCGGAUCUAGCCGCGCUCUUUAUGCCUAGGCAACCACCUAUGACAUUUACCGAAGCUCAACAGCUAAUGUUGGAAUGGAAUGAUGAUUUGGAGGGGAUGGAAGCGUUAGUUUUGGAAGGAAAAAAAUUUGUACGCUUACCGGAAGAAGAAUUAGGGCAUUUUUAUAGCGGUGAUUGUUACGUUUUUUUAUGUCGUUAUUGGAUGCCAUUGGAUACAACGGAAAAUGAGGAUGGCGAUGAACAAUUCGAAGAGGAUUAUCAAUGUACCGUGUAUUUUUGGCAGGGCAGAGAUGCAGGAAAUAUGGGAUGGCUGACCUUUACCUUUAGUUUACAGAAAAAAUUUAAAUCUUUAUUCGGUGAGAAUUUGGAAGUAGUUAGAACUCAUCAACAGCAAGAAAAUUUGAAGUUCUUGGCAUAUUUUAAGAGAAAAUUCAUUAUUCAUCAUGGUAAGCGUAAACAACCUAAAGCUUGUGGUAAUAACAAGGUCGAAUUUUAUCAUCUAAGAAGUAAUGGAAGUGCGUUGUGUACCAGACUGAUACAAAUACCAGCUGAUUCGACGCUAUUGAAUCCUUCUUUUUGUUACAUUUUAAAUGUACCGUUUAACAAUGAUGAUGAGACAGGAAUAGUGUACGCUUGGAUUGGUUCCAAAGCUGAUAGCGAGGAAGCACGUUUGAUUCAAGAAAUCGCCGAAGAAAUGUUUAAUAACCCAUGGAUAAGUUUACAAGUUUUGAAUGAAGGUGAAGAACCGGAUAAUUUUUUUUGGGUAGCUCUUGGUGGAAAGAAACCAUACGAUAAUGAUGCGGAAUACAUGAAUUAUACCAGACUCUUCAGAUGUUCGAACGAAAAAGGAUAUUUUACUAUUAGCGAAAAAUGCACCGACUUUUGUCAAGAUGACUUGGCGGAUGAUGAUAUUAUGAUACUUGAUAACGGUGAACAAGUAUUUUUAUGGUUGGGCAGUCGAUGUUCGGAAGUAGAAAUUAAAUUGGCGUAUAAAUCUGCUCAGGUAUAUAUCCAACACUUACGAGUAAAACAACCGGAUAAACCGCGUAAAUUAUAUCUAACUGCUAAAGGAAAGGAAUCUCGAAGAUUCACCAAGUGCUUUCAUGGUUGGAGUUCGCAUAAAAGGCCGCUUCAAUAAAAUAAUUUUUUGAUAGAAUAGAAUAUCUCAAUUUUUAUCGUUUUGGUAACGUUUCUCGAUCAAGGCAAAUUUUAAACGAAACAACUGUUCAUAUAAAUUUAUUAUGUAAAUAAUUUUCUAAUUGUAACUUUUUAAACGGUUAAACAUCUAGAGUUUUGUUUCAAAAGGUAUUGUUAAUAUACGGAUAUUCUUCGUGUUUGUUUAUUUCCUUCGAUCGCGUUUAUUUUGAAAUCAAUUAAAAUAUUAUUUACAAGAUAUUUAUUUGUACGUUUGUACGUCUGUGUAUAUAGGUAUCUAUAUGCAAUUCAAUAGAAUAUAUUUAUGAAUGUACGUACAUUUAUGUGCAAAAUCCAUUCGUUUUUUAAAAAUUAUGUCGAAUAAAUUAAAAUACGCAAUUUAAUUUCCAUAUUUUUUUUUUUUU
Apis laboriosa (Himalayan honeybee) is the source of this 4332-nucleotide messenger RNA. RefSeq names its product protein flightless-1 (gene fliI). Gene Ontology annotation, molecular function: phosphatidylinositol-4,5-bisphosphate binding; actin filament binding. Gene Ontology annotation, cellular component: nucleus; cytoplasm; actin cytoskeleton. Bases 189 to 3911 code for a protein of 1240 amino acids. Gene Ontology annotation, biological process: actin filament severing; myofibril assembly; actin polymerization or depolymerization. Lineage: Eukaryota; Metazoa; Arthropoda; Insecta; Hymenoptera; Apidae. The transcript has 23 exons. The record is from RefSeq and is a predicted model, not a curated record.